AUCUCUGAUGGAUCUCCAGCUCGCCUCACUAACGCUCGGGACACUACUGAUUCUUGUGACCUCUGGACCGCGACCAUCCAUUGGACAGACGGUUUACACGAACUCAUGGGCUGUCCACAUCACAGGGGGAGAGCAGGAAGCUGACCGGAUUGCAGAGAAACAUGGCUUUGUGAACCAGGGCAAAGUAUUUGGAGAUUAUUAUCACUUCCGGCACCAUGCUGUGGAGAAGAGGUCUUUGUCAGAACACAGCGGAACACACGCACGUCUCCAAACAGAACCCCAGGUAAUGUGGGCAGAACAGCAGGUGGUGAAACGAAGGAUGAAGAGAGAUAUUUACUAUGAGCCAGUCGAUCCGAAGUUUGCACAGCAGUGGUAUCUGUACAACGGAGAACAUCGUGACCUCAACGUGAAAGAAGCCUGGAAGCAGGGCUACACCGGACAAGGUGUCGUUGUGUCCAUUCUGGAUGAUGGGAUUGAAAAAAACCAUCCAGACCUGAUUCAGAAUUAUGAUCCUGAUGCUAGCUAUGACGUUAACGACGGCGACCCAGACCCUCAGCCUCGAUACACCCAACUCAAUGACAACCGACACGGGACACGUUGUGCUGGCGAGGUCGCUGCUGUCGCCAACAAUAACAUCUGUGGCGUCGGGGUGGCAUACAAUGCCAAGAUUGGAGGUGUGCGGAUGUUGGAUGGUGAGGUCACAGAUGUGGUGGAAGCUCAGUCCCUCAGUCUCAACUCACAGCACAUCGACAUUUACAGCGCCAGCUGGGGACCAGAAGACGACGGCAAAACGGUGGAUGGACCGGCAAAAAUGGCCAAGGAGGCUUUCCUGCGUGGGGUGACAGAGGGUCGUGGUGGACGUGGCUCCAUCUUCGUGUGGGCCUCGGGGAAUGGCGGACGGGAGAAGGACAGCUGUAAUUGCGACGGCUACACCAACAGCAUCUACACGCUGUCGAUCAGCAGCAGCACGCAAAACGGCAAUGUGCCGUGGUACAGCGAGGCCUGUUCAUCUACACUCGCCACAACCUACAGCAGUGGAGGUCUCACUGAGAAACAGAUCAUCACUACAGACCUCAGGCAGAAGUGCACAGACUCCCACACAGGCACCUCCGCCUCGGCCCCUCUGGCCGCUGGAAUCAUCGCCCUCGCACUGGAGGCCAAUAAGAACUUAACCUGGAGAGACAUGCAGCAUCUGGUCGUGAGGACGUCCAACCCUUCCCACCUCUCCACCAAUGACUGGAAGACAAAUGGAGUGGGCCGUCGAGUGAGCCAUUCUUACGGAUACGGGCUGUUGGACGCUGGGGCCAUAGUAGCUCUAGCGAAGAACUGGACGAAUGUCGGACCUCAGCAGAAGUGUGUCAUCUCCAUUUUAACUGAGCCCAAGAAUAUUGAGAGUCAUUUGGUGAUCACCAAAAGCGUGGAUGCUUGUGGCGGGACUCCGAACUUCGUGAGCUCAUUAGAGCACGCCCAAGCUCAACUCACCUUGUCCUACAACCGCAGAGGAAAUCUGGCCAUCCACCUGAUCAGUCCACAGGGGACACGUUCCACAUUGCUUGCACCCAGACCUCACGAUUACUCCUCUGAGGGCUUUAAUGACUGGGCUUUUAUGACCACCCACUCCUGGGAUGAGGACCCUCGUGGAGAAUGGAGCUUGGAGAUCGAGAACGUGGCUGGAACCAGCGACUACGGCACCCUAACCCAGUUCACGCUGGUUCUGUAUGGCACUGCGCCCAGUUUACCCAUCUCUUCAGCUCCAGACUCGGGUGAGAUGAUUGACAGCAGCUGCAAAACCUAUGACCUCAAUCAGGUCUGCACAGAGUGCAACCCAGGCUUCUACUUGUACCAGAAGGGCUGCGUGAAAGACUGUCCAGCCGGUUUCACCCCAGGCACCCGUCCCGUUUUACUCCCCAACAACGAGGUGUUACCUGUCGCCCACCCCGCCUGCCUGCCCUGUCACGCCGUCUGCCUCACCUGCAGCGCUACCGGACCUCAGGACUGCAUCUCCUGCCCACCUCACAGCCACCUGGACCCCGUCACCAGCAGCUGUUUACACCAGAACCAGAUCCUUCGAGAGACUCAGGACAGCCGAACGUACGGCAGCGGCUUGCCCGUGAACCUCCGCCCGGUCCUCACCUCCAACCUACCCGUCGCAGUGGCGGUGAUCAGCUGUGCCUUCAUCGUGGCUACGUUUUGUGGCGUGUUCGGCUUGCUGCAGCUUCACUCCCGCGGCUUCGUACCGGUCUCAGCUACGGAUGGGGAAUCGGACUCCACGCGUUUGGGAUUCAGCUUCAACCGAACUGCCGUCGCCUAUAAGGGCAUUCCCAGCGUUUGGAGGGAGGACGAUGGCAAUACCGAGUCUGAUAAUGAUGAGUUUGAUAUCCACCAUGAGAGGACUGCCUUCAUCAAAACACAAAGUGCUCUUUAACCCCGUCUCGACCGCGCCCUUCCCUCUCCAGCCUCUACUGCACUGUUGUCUCUUUUUGUAGCCACCGGUGUGUUUCUUUACUGGGGUAUCUCACUUCCUGUUUCAUUCUCGAGGGUUUUUUGUGAUCUCUUCUAAUUACGAGCCAUGGUUGACAUUAAUUCACGCUCUUGACCGGUGAAAAGCUUCCAAUCGCAAGGACGGCGUGAUAUUCGCGGUGUCAACUGUGCUCAAGUCUUAAAACUACAAUAAACGUGUGAUUGUUGUUUGGCCUCUUUCAUAUUAUAAAAUGCCUAGUGAGAUUUAAAAACAAGAAGGUAAAAUGUUUGCAUACAAUAAACAAUUUUUAAUCGAUACAGUGCAACUAUGUUUAUAUGUAACGCUGGGUCUGACCCGCUGGGAGCCUUUUAGAAGAACAUAUCAAUGGUCAGGAUCUGAGGUGGAGGCCAUGUUGUGUGUUACACACACUUGUUUGUAAAGCUUUCUUCUCCCCAUAGCAUCAACACGACUACAGUUACUUUCUUUGUUUUUCGGAUGGGCCGUUCACCCAGAAAUACCAGUUCAUGUCGUUGCAAAUAUAUGCAAAAUAUCUUUUUUCCAUUCAAUGACAGCUAAUGGAGUCUAGUACGGUCAAGUCCUAAAAAUACGGAAAACGCUUCAACUUUUCGAGUUACGUAAAACCAAUCGAUUGGUUGUGUAAAAAUUAAAGAUGUUUUUUCUUUUUAGAGACAAGACCGCUCUGGUCACCAUUUGUGUUCAUAGUAUGGAAAGACAAUCAUGAUCGUUCUUUAAAGGGAUGGUUCACCCAAAAAUGUUCAUACAAAGUGUUUGUGAGCCCCAUUCACUUCCAUAAUAGGAAAAAGAAAUUUGGCACAAUAUUUUUUCAGAACAAAGAAACAUACAGGUUUGUAACAACAACUCAUUUUUGGGUGAACUAUCGCUUUAAAGGUUCUUUUUAACGGAUAUGUGAGGUUUCGUUUAGGUCCUCCAUCUCUAUGAUUUCCGAGCCAGUUUAGCAGGAAAAAACACUAGAAAAAAUCCCUCCUAGUGACGCAUCAAAUGCUUCCUUUAUAAUGCCUGUAGUGGUUAUAAUUGUACUUAAUAAGGUUCUUCGAGGUGUCCUUUGCAUAAUCCGGGUGACGUUUUUAUUGAAAGUAAUCAAAGAAAGGGCUCAAGCGACCCCUCUUUUGGGAUUUAUAGAGGUUUGACUCUUUAUUUGUUAUGAAGUCCAUCCAUCAUGUUUGUUUGAAUAUAGUCCUAUUAUUAUUUUCUGUUCUGAGUCACAUAUUCAUAAUCUGCAAGUGCUACGUCUUUUAAGAAGUCACGUAAAUGAUGUGAUGUAUUAAACGUGUGCGCUUACAGUCGGUUGUGUUCAUUUUGCUGAUAGAUGAUGUCAGGUUGAGAUUUAUCACUCUCAUGCGUAUAAAACUACACAAACUGGUCUUAAAGCUGCACAAAACAACAAAUUGUAUAAAGAUACUAUAAUACGGCCAGUUAUAAAACACUCACACCAGACUGUAGUUCACUUUUGUAACACUUGGUGCAUCAGCACGGCUCAUAAUGCGUACCAUUCAACUUUACCCUUUUAAAAAUGUAAUCAAAUAUUUCUUGCAUAUCUUCACAAUGUUGUUGUUUGUGGAUCUGGUUUUUACCUGUUCUUAAAUCAAAUCUAUUUACGUCUUCACCACAAUAACAUCAAAUCUCUGCCAUUCAAAUGGCUAUUCGUCUAAACGAUUAUUUCUUUAUCAUCUGCAUUUCUUUGCACUGUUGUUUAGCAAAAAAGUAAUGCGGAUCAUAUUAAGCCUAUGCGACGCGAUUUGUUAGUACAAAAGUGUUUGUAAAAGCCUCACUACGGUAUGUUUGUCAAGGUAUGACCAAAGACUAGAGAAUGAAAAACUGCUUUUUCUAGAGUUAAAAAAUCAUAAAACAUUCAUAAUUCAUGUUUUUUUUCUUUUGUUUGGUUUUUUUUUUUGGUUUGGGGUUUUGAAAUUUGUUUGACACACUUACGUGUGGUAAUAUUUUUACUAGGGCUGUCAAAAAAUUAAUCGCGAUUAAUCGCAUCCAAAAUAAAAGUUUGUGUUUACAUAACAUAUGUGUGUGUACUGUGUGUAAAUAUUAUGUAUAUAUAAAAACACACAGAAUAAUAUAUAUAUUUAAGAAAAAUUGGUAAUAUUUAUAUAUAGAAUAUUUAUAUUUCUAUAUUAUAUAAAUUAUAUAUAUAUGUAUAUACAGUAUAUAAAUGCAAAUAUUUCAUAAAUAUAUACAUGAAUGUGUGUGUAUUUAUAUAUACAUAAUAUUUACACACAGUACACACACAUAUGUUAUGUAAACACAAACUUUUAUUUUGGAUGCGAUUAAUCGCGAUUAAUCUUUUGACAGCCCUAAUUUUUACAUGAGCCAAACACUUGGCUUCACCUUUAUGUUGUAAUCAUGAUUUUGCUUAAAUGUCUUCGCUCACACUAAACCUUCUGGAGUCGUAGGAUUGUAAGUUCAUCUUCAGUUUUUUGUGGUUUUUACACCUUUAUGAGAGUCAACGGAUGCAUGUAGAGCCCUAAAUACAGUAAGACAUCAAUCGUUUGUAUGACUACCUUAGAUGAUGGGACAGCUAUAUAAAAAUAAGGCCUAUUUUUGUACUAUAUAUAUGGUGCAUUGUCAUUUACAUGUAAUUUAAAGAUUAUUUUGCUCUUUUUCUUCUUUUUAUUUAAUUGAUGUCAAUAUGCGAAUUAUAGAUUAUACAAAAAAUAAAAGAUCUAUGCAAACUUCA
Messenger RNA from Misgurnus anguillicaudatus (oriental weatherfish), 5186 nucleotides. The record is from RefSeq and is a predicted model, not a curated record. Lineage: Eukaryota; Metazoa; Chordata; Actinopteri; Cypriniformes; Cobitidae.